This is a messenger RNA of Talaromyces marneffei, 1782 nucleotides long. RefSeq lists its product as uncharacterized. Lineage: Eukaryota; Fungi; Ascomycota; Eurotiomycetes; Eurotiales; Trichocomaceae. Gene Ontology annotation, biological process: DNA-templated transcription; regulation of DNA-templated transcription. Gene Ontology annotation, molecular function: DNA-binding transcription factor activity, RNA polymerase II-specific; DNA binding; zinc ion binding. The record is from RefSeq and is a predicted model, not a curated record. The transcript is spliced from 4 exons. The coding region runs from base 1 to 1782 and encodes 593 amino acids.
AUGAUGCCUCUACUAGCACAAAUGUAUGAGGGGAAACAGAAUAUGUCCUUCCAACAACCUCGGCCCUAUAAAUGCUCUGAUCCUGGCUGUGGCGCUAGCUAUUUGCGCAGGGAGCAUUUGAUUAGACAUGAAGCUCAGCAUAGUGAGGCUCCGGCUCAUGUAUGUAAAGUGUGUGGACUUGGGUUUAGUAGGAGUGACUCUCUUCGACGCCAUGAGAGAGCUCAUACCAAAGACUCGACUGCGGUCGUCCCUAGAGUAUCAAAGGCCUGUGAUCGAUGUCAUGCUCUAAAAGCGAGAUGCGACAAAGGAAAUCCAUGUGCAAUCUGUGCCAAGAAGGGUCUUCAAUGUACCUUUGACAGAAGCUUCAAGAGGGAGGGUCGGAGCGCGAGUAUUCUGUCCGGGACUAAUCAUGAGGAGACGCAGGCUGGAAGAAAACGUAGGCGUGUUGAGCAGGAUUUACCAGAUCGAUUGCUUGGUUUGUAUGAUUUGAUUGGCGCGGUGGUUGCUUCUUCGUCUACGCCUACACCACCUCCGCCUGCUUAUACUACUUCUGCGCCUCUAAAACUCCACCAGAAACAAUCACAAGCAGAAGAGGCAUCAAUACAAAGCCUCCGUGUCGCCGUACAACAACAAGAAGCUCAAAUCCAGUAUGGCCUGAUGAACGUGAGUGCCCAGAAACAGCCUCCAACCCAACAUCCGGACCACCAGGAAGAAGAUGUGGACCAUCCCAUCCUACGACUUUCAGAUGUCUAUACAACCUCAAAAUCCUUCCUAGCAAACGAAAACUUCUCAAAUGAAUUAGAGUCCGAAGAAAUGACCAAUCUCAUGUGCGACCUUGACGCCAAGUACUACGUUGAACUUUACUUUGCGCAUUUCCACGGUCAAUGGCCCUUCCUGACCAAACCACAAUUCAAUCCAGAGAUUGAACCGCCGAUCCUGGUCCUUGCUAUGGUGAUCUGUGGGCUCAGAAUGACCGAGGAAAAAACUUUGAUGAGACUUGCUUGGUUAAUUCAUGCGCAUUUACAUGCUAUUUUUGUGACGCAGAUGGAAAACUGGACAGUAAAAGAAUAUUCAUCUCAUCGUUGGCCAAUCGCUACAUACCAAGCUAUUCUGCUCUUCACCAUCUUUACUAUUACGGCGAAUGACUACGAAGAAGUCUUUGGACCUGACGAUUAUGAGGAUGAAGAAACAGAAGAUGUCCACGAUCGCAUAUAUCCCAUCUUCACCAAUCUCGUCGACACAUGUCGUGUCCAGCGCAUCCUCCACUAUCCCUCUAUGCUCUCACAAAUUCACGCCGACGAUCCACUAGUCUACAAGUUCACCGCGUCCGAGGAAUUCAAAUACUUCGCUAUAACACUGUUCAAGGUUGACAACAUCCUCUCAAAACUUAUUCAGCUAGCAAAAAACGACGACGACGACAAGCCACAGGAAUAUACGGCGUUGUCGAUAUCAGAACUCCAAUUCCCGCCCCCCAUUAACAGUUAUGUAUGGGAAGCAGACGGUAUCCGCGAGCUACUUCGUCGGCGUGCGCGGCAGUGUCGAGACCCGUCGCGUUCGUCGGAUAUUUAUGGUGCGAUUAUGGCUGAUGAUCGAGAGACGGUGUUGAAUCGUGAAUCCAAUCCGUGGAUUUGUGAUAUUUUGGGCUCUGCAGACAAGGAGUCUGGGGCGUUGCAGCGGGGGAAAUUCGGAUUGGGAAGGAAGAGAAGAAAGGAUUGGAUGAGUCUGGGUCCUUGGUUGGGAUAUUUGGUUGGUUUGGAUGUUGGAUCUGCUGCACAUGUAUGA